Messenger RNA from Amyelois transitella, 4147 nucleotides. It is a transcript of the gene Src64B, whose product is annotated as tyrosine-protein kinase Src64B. Lineage: Eukaryota; Metazoa; Arthropoda; Insecta; Lepidoptera; Pyralidae. Gene Ontology annotation, molecular function: signaling receptor binding; ATP binding; non-membrane spanning protein tyrosine kinase activity. The coding region runs from base 430 to 2022 and encodes 530 amino acids. Gene Ontology annotation, biological process: cell surface receptor protein tyrosine kinase signaling pathway; cell differentiation; innate immune response. The transcript is spliced from 7 exons. Gene Ontology annotation, cellular component: extrinsic component of cytoplasmic side of plasma membrane. The record is from RefSeq and is a predicted model, not a curated record.
UGGUUCGACGCCUCGGUGGACGUUCGACGCGCGCGUCCCCUGCUGCGCUCUCCCUCCCCCCACCGCCUAGCGGCACACCGAUGCAGUCGCUUUUCGGCAGCCGACGCAUCCUUACGUCGAAUUGUUCGAAACAACCUUUCGUGUUCGAGCUUUUGUCUACCUAUUCUGUAAUUAUGUGCCAUCUGUUCCUCUACGGUAUAUUCUUUAUUCUUCCCUCGUAAAUUAAUUCGCUUUUGUGAUCUUGUGUCAGUAUUACAUACCGUAGUAACUUGUUAGUCAGUGGUAUACAGGAUUUCUAUUGUGUCAGUAUUAUUUAUUUAACCAAGUUCGUGUUUGUGCCUAAUAUUUGGGAUGUUGCUGAAGCAAUAGGAUCUAAAAAAAUAUAUAAAAAAGGAGCCCGGCCGCGCGGCGUAGCGGGCGGGCCGCGCCAUGGGUAACAAGUGUUGCAGCCGCCGCCAUGACCCAGAAAGACCUGGACUCGUAUACCCAGGGUUCAAGAAUGACACUGGCUUCACCGCGUGCCCCUCCUUGGAGACGCGAUAUACCGGCGAGCCGAACAAUCGGGGCAUGACUAGGCCCCUAGCAGACAUAGUCAGAACGAGAAACCCUGGAAAAUGUAUAACCAACGGUGGGAGACGUAUUGUGAAAGCGCUAUGCGCGUACACAGCUCGCGCCGACUCGGACAUCUCGUUUCGGAAGGGAGACCGAAUGGAAGUGCUGAGCGACGCGGAAUCUGAUUGGUGGAGAGUGUUACACCUCACCACUAGAAGAGAAGGCUUAGUGCCCGUCAACUUUGUGGCGGAGGAGAGUUCUGUGGAGUGCGAAGAGCAGCCGUCCUGUUGCAGUUGGUUCUUCCCACACGUGUCAAGAAAAGAGGCCGACAAGCUCCUAUUGGCCGAAAGUAAUCCCCGAGGCACCUUCCUAGUGAGACCAGCGGAACAUAACCCUCAUGGAUUCAGCUUGAGCGUCAAAGACUGGGAGGAAGGGCGAGGGUACCAUGUGAAACAUUACAAAAUAAAACCGUUGGACAAUGGAGGGUUCUAUAUCGCGACCAAUCAGACCUUCCCCAGCUUGCCGGCGCUUGUUAUGUCUUACACAAAGAACGCGUUAGGGCUGUGUCAUGUGCUCGCGCGGCCGUGCCCGAAGCCCGAGCCCCAGAUGUGGGACCUCGGGCCCGAGCUGCGGGACAAGUGGGAGAUCCCCCGCAGCGAGAUACAACUCAUAAAGAAAUUAGGCCAAGGCAACUUCGGCGAAGUCUACUACGGCAAAUGGCGUAACAAUAUUGAGGUCGCCGUGAAGACCCUGCGGGAAGGCACGAUGUCGACGCAGGCCUUCCUUCAGGAGGCGGCUAUCAUGAAGAAGUUCCGGCACCCGCGCUUAGUCGCCCUCUACGCCGUCUGCUCCACCCAGGAACCCGUCUACAUCAUCCAAGAAUACAUGUCCAAAGGCUCGCUACUAGAGUUCCUCAGAAACGGAGAAGGGAAGUUCCUCAAAUUUGAAGACCUAGUCUACAUUGCCUCCCAAGUCGCCUCCGGUAUGGAAUACCUCGAAUCUAAAUUUUUAAUACACAGAGACUUAGCCGCUAGGAACGUGUUGAUAGCCGGCAACAAUGAGGCGAAAAUAUGCGACUUCGGACUCGCCAGGGUCAUAGAAGACAACGAAUACUGCCCCAAACAAGGAUCGAGGUUCCCUGUAAAAUGGACGGCGCCCGAGGCUAUAAUAUACGGAAGGUUCUCGAUAAAGAGUGAUGUCUGGUCAUAUGGAAUUCUGCUCAUGGAAGUAUUUACAUAUGGUCAGAUACCGUACCCUGGGUUGCAUGGGAAAGACGUGAUUGAGCAAGUAGAAAGAGGGUACAGAAUGCCCAAACCUGCGGGGCAUUACAUAUCUGACGAUAUCUAUAGACUGAUGUUACAAUGCUGGGACGCAGUGCCAGAGAAGCGGCCGACAUUUGAAUUUUUACAUCACUAUUUUGAUUCCUUCAAUGUGACCAGUGAAAUACCGUACAGAGAAGUGCAAGACUAGUGCUGUGAUAUAGUGAAAUAAUGUGGACAAGUCAGUUAGUGAAUACUGGAAUUGUGUGAAGAACGCAUUACACCACUCUUGAUUGGUCAUUGGUUGAGCCCUGUCAAAUGUGAAGUUUUGUGCCAGGGUUUAUCAGACUUGAGAUUUGACUGGCUAUGGCAAGGCAAGAGAAUUUGUUCCAUGUGGUUUAUGACCAAUUAGAACACAUCCAAACGGUCAGGAUUGUACUCCCAUUUUUAUGUUAAAGCGAAAUAAGAGACGCUAGAUUUAUAAGGCUGAUUGUGACGUGAAUUUGAAUUGGUUAAACUUGGUGAUUUUAGGUUACAUUGGUAUUUUCCUGAUCAUAAACUCCCACAAAAUAUUUCAAUAGCAACACUUGAAGGCCGUUUGAUUCAGGCCUGCGAUGGGUUGCCAUGAUCUGACACUGCCAAACUGUAAUGGCGUUCGCACACAUUUGCUAAUUCCAUUUCUUUUUAGUAUUUUUAUACUCGAAGCAUUAUUAAACAAAUACAGGAAUGCGUGAGCUUGUCAUUUUAUUGGUCGUAAGCUUCUUGUCUAAUAUUUGGUUGGCGUCUUAAAUAAAAUGUGGACGAAAAUGGUUAUUAUAAACGAAUUUGCAUGCUGAAGUGACUAAUUGAUCUGACGUUAGUUCAGGUAAGACAGGCUGAAGAAAAGUGCCUAAUAUCAGUCUGGAUCAGUGUAUCUAUUGAUUAUUGACCAACAAUUUAAUUGAACCAACGAAACAGGUUCUAAAACGCGCAAAGUUCUAGCGUAACAUUUAGUCUUGUACAAGUUACACUUUCUAUGUUCUUAUUUAUUAGCAACUGUAGCUUAAGCACUUGUAGAUUAAUUUCGCAUUUUGUACAAAGUGAACUGUCUAUGCAUAAGCAAUAAGGUUUAAAAUCGAAAAACACGAUAUUUUCAUAUUCUAAAGUGAAAUGUGAUAUUUUUUCAUCACUUGCCCACAUAAAUGUAUAAAGAUCUCCAGUUCAGUGCUCUUUGAAAGUUAAAAUAUAGAAUAUAAUUCGUUCUAAUAGCCUACACAUAAUUUGCACGUUUUUAGAUGAGAUUGCGUUUAAACUAAUUCGUCAAAAAUGUCAUAUGGCUCCUUUGCAAGAUAUUUGCUUCUCAACAGAAAAUGUAGAAAUUGACAAAAUAAAAAAAAAUUGUUUCGCUUUCUUUAGAAAUUUAUACGAAUGUCUCAGUUUGAUAAUAAUUCGUGAUUUGUAAAAUGUAUGUAAUUUAUGUAAAAAUAAAAAUUGAGGUUUUAAAUUAAGAUCAUAAUUUUUUGUUGAUGUUUCAAGAUUGCAAAGGGGCCAAAUACCAACAUAUGUAAAAAGACAAAACUAGCUUUAGGACUAUAUACCAAAGAGUUAUUUGUACAUUAAGAGCGAACGAUUAACGGAGCAUUAUUUAAUUUCUAGCAUAGUUAACUUUUUGUGACCUGUAUUUAAUUUGACCAAUAUCAUAUGACAAAUUUAUAAGUAUUUUACUUUGAGAAUGAGCAACUAAUGAAACGAUAAUUGGUAAUUAAUUAAUCAUUAUAAAAAGGAAGAGUUUGGACAUUUCAAUUCAUAGUUGCCUCAUAUAGUUACUAAUUAAAAUCUAAUAUUGACUGACCUAUUGUUUUUUGUUUAAAAUUCUUCUUUCGACGCCCAAUUUCGCGCUCUGCAUUCUUAAUCUAAAAUAUGCAACGCUUCAAAGGCGCUGGCGCUUACUUGAAAUAAAGCGCGGCACAUAAUGGAAAAUCUAUCUAAUACCUUUUUAUAAAAUAUAUAUGUUUUUCCCUACACUACAUAUAUUUGGUUUAUUGCAAAAUCGCAUCGGUUUGUUUAAUAUUUUGGUAUUUACUGUAAGUUAAGUUUUAAAUUUUGCAAUAUUCUAUAUGUAUUUAUGUUUGGCUACUGUAAUAAGUAGAAAUAACAUCUGUCAACACAAGGUAGAAAUUUCAGCAUUUGUCGUGGUUUACAUCAAAAACGCGCAUUUGAAAGAGUAUUAAAACUACGCUUUAAUCACUUAAUCAUUUUUCCCUAGAUAACGUAUAAUAAAGCCAAUGAAAAUAGUGUCUUAUAACAUUCCAAAUAUUCAAACGCGUUAAAUUUGGACACUUUUGUAUUGAAAAUGA